AAUGAAAUUAAUUGCUAUAUUAUUCAUCACCUUUGUAAUUACAUCAUGCAUAUACACACCUGCUGAACGUCAAUUUAAUCAAGAGGCAUUAACAGGAGCUUAUAAUUAUAAUAAUUUGCCUGAACCAUAAAAUGUUUCUAAUUGUGGAGAUGAUGAAAUUUAGAUUGAUCUUUUUAAUUUUGUUGGUUAUAUGCUUUAAAAAGCUGAUAAAGCAAGUUUAUCUUAAUUAUUAGGAUUAAAAAAAGAAGUUGAUGACUAUUUUAAUGUAUUUGAAAUUAAAAAUUAUUAAGGCACUCCCAGAAGAAUAUACAAAUUGCUUAUAUGCUGAGCCUGAAUUUGUGGAGAUGUGUACUUUAUAUGGAUUGAAAGAGACAGAUAAGAUGGAAUAAAUUACAGAUAAAAUCUAUUAAUAUGCAAUUGGACAUUUCAUUUCUACUAAGAAAGAGAUUCAUUAGGGAAAUAUAUUAUGGAAUACAGAACAUAAAUAUGAGGAUGCAGGAUAUUUAGUUGCUAAUUUUGCCAAAAAAGCCUUAGUAACAGGAAUAGAAUAUGUUGAACAAUGAUUUGU
Molecule: messenger RNA, 568 nt
Organism: Paramecium pentaurelia
Lineage: Eukaryota; Ciliophora; Oligohymenophorea; Peniculida; Parameciidae
Source: the annotation of a GenBank genome assembly